Molecule: messenger RNA, 2446 nt
Organism: Esox lucius (northern pike)
Lineage: Eukaryota; Metazoa; Chordata; Actinopteri; Esociformes; Esocidae
Product: putative methyltransferase NSUN7
Exons: 15
Coding region: 320-2446 (708 amino acids)
Molecular function (GO): methyltransferase activity
Source: RefSeq, a predicted model, not a curated record
CAGGAGAGGAAAGAGAGACAGGAGAGGAGAGACCGGACAGGAGAGCAGACUAUUUUAUCUUAAGGGAAGAUUUCAGUAAAGCGUUAACUGAAGUUGUCAUACCUUGGUCCAGAACCAGAGUACAUUUAAAGGUUCUGUUGGUGUGGAUUCAACCGGUGUUGAAGGGAUUUAAAGGUGUUCUGUUGGUGUGGAUUCAACCGGUGUUGAAGGGAUUUAAAGGUGUUCUGUUGGUGUGGAUUCAACCGGUGUUGAAGGGAUUUAAAGGUGUUCUGUUGGUGUGGAUUCAACCGGUGUUGAAGCAUAUUUCAGGGUGUCGCCCAUGCAACGGUGUGUCCAAUCAGGGAUAACUGAGGAUAGAAUGACUCUAGAUCUAAAGGAAAAGGCACACCCCCAGCCCCACUACAACCUCCUCACUUCCUCCCCAGCACCUCCACCCUCCACCACCAAGGUUCCCUCCACCCCAACUCCUACCCUUUCUGUAGCUCCAGUCCCUCCGUCAGGUAGACUCUCUGAUGACGUCUAUCACCUGGCGGCUGCCCUCUUCCAGCAACAUCGGGCUGAAAAGCCCAUCCACCACUGUCUGAUUCAUUAUGGGGAGAAAACUGAUGCUCCACUUCCUGAAUCUCCUGAUAAAAGUUCACAGAAACAGGCUUAUCAACUAGCAUUCAACACUCUCACAUACCAAGAUCUGCUACAAGAUAUCAUAACAGACUGCUGUUUCAUCACCACUCAACACAUGCCCCAGGACUUGUUGCCGUUGGUAAUGGUGAUGCUGUUCGACCUUCAGGACAGGAAGUUUCUGCCAAGACAGCGUUCCACACAGGAAGGGGAGGGGCAAAUGCCAGAAGUCAGGGAGGUGGAGAACAGCCUUGACAGGUGUAAGACACAUCUGUCAGCCUCCCUGGCUCGGUACAGGAUAAAGAACGGUCUGUUGCAUAUCUCCUGUGUUCUACCAGACAGCAUCAGAACCAGACAGCACAGAGCUGCUAGCCUGCCGUGCUACGCAUGGGUCAACACACACACCACCAGUUUGGAAUGUGUGUGUGAGGUGCUGUCUGGUGUGGGAGUGUGUGAGGUGGAGUGCAUCAGUGCUCUGAAGGGCAACGUGUUCUGCAGGGAUCCUCUGUGUUCAGACACACUGGUCUUCAGCCAGAAUGUCUCAACACUGCUGCAGCAACAGAAUACGCUGAUGACACAACACACACUCAACAUACAGGACAGGAGUGUGUGUCUGGCUGUGAGCUCGCUGCGCCCCCUGCUGUCAGAGCAGUGUGAUGUCCUGUUACUCGGGUCCUUCUCAGGACUGACUGUGACUUAUAUAGCUGUCCAGGCCGCUGCCUGCUCCGGGUGGGUCCUGCUGUGUGGCGGCGACCACAGCCCUGAACAGAGACAAGACAUACAGACCACCCUGAAUCACCAUGAUAUGAAGAGAGAACCCCUGGAAGUAGAAUCUGGACAGAUGGAUGUCCGUGUGCUCGAGGAGGGGUUCCAGGAACUGGACGUGUGGAACCCUUCGGUUCAGCGAGUAAAGGCCAUCCUGCUGCUGCCUCAGUGUUCUGUUACCGCUAGCAACGACCCACUGGACACCAUCCUAACUGAACAUGGAGACACUGAUCUGCUCCAGGACCUGUGCCAUGGUUCCGUCGCCCAGAACAGACUACACACACUAAUGACCAAACAGGAACAACUUCUCACCCACUCACUCACCUUUCCUAUGGUUCUGGAGGUGGUCUACUGCACACGCUCAGUUUAUCCUGAGGAAAACGAGCUGCUGGUUACAAGAGUCCUAAAGAAGUCUGACACACACCCUAAACUACCACCCUUCAGGUUGAAAAGUCCAGCUCCCUCUGUGGUUUUUGGGUCUGAAAGCAGUGGGAUCAGAGAAAAGUUCUUCCGAUUGGAGCCUUCACAACACUCCAAUGGUUGCUUCAUCUCCCUGCUGGCAAGAGAGGCUGACUCGGUUCCGGUCCUGUCAGUUCGUGAUGUGUUGGCACGGGCUGCAGCUAAAGGCUUAAUGACUGGCAUCCUCCCAAACCAACAAAGUGCACCCAAGAAAAAAAAGCACAGGAAGAAUCGCCCCCCAGCCCAUACUGACCAAUCACUGCACAAAAGCCAGUUGAAGGCCAGCCUCCCAAAGAAAAAGCUUGUGAUUGGUAAAGAUCCAGGAAGUAGUGCUACUGUUUUAGUUAAGUCCUUGGCAUUGAUUGGCAAGCUGUCGAACCAAGAAGAGACAGAUGAUAAAGCGAUGAAGGAAGGACAGGAAGAGGAAGGAGAAGACGGAGAGUAUGAUGAAGAAAAGGAGGAAACGGAGGAGGGGGUGCAGGGGAUGCGGACAAAAUUGAGGAGGGACCCCCUCCACAUCUAUAACCAGAACCCCUCCACAUCUAUAACCAGACCCCCACCCCUCCACAUCUAUAACCAGACCCCCACCCCUCCACAUCUAUAA